AUUUUCCAGAUGGUUUCUUUGUGGUUCAGCAUAUGCAUGGCUUUUCGCAGUAGCCAUGGAGACCAACCCAUUUCCACCAAUAUUAUUCAAAGAUUCGAAAGCUCAGGACACAAUCAAACGCAGGAAAGCUCCGCUAAAGCCCUGAAGAAAGUUUUCCUCUCCAAUAGAUCUAUAACCUGCAAUGAUGGUUCUCAAGCCGGGUUUUAUUUGAGACGUUCACACUCCAGUACUAAAUGGAUAAUAUUCCUGGAAGGGGGAUGGUACUGUUAUGACGCACAUAGCUGUAGAAACAGAUGGUUAAAGCAGCGCCAUUACAUGACUUCCUCAAAAUGGCCGGAGACUAGAGAUGUGGGCGGAAUCCUCUCUCCCAACCCCAAGGAAAACCCCUUCUGGUUCAACGCCAACCACGUCUUCAUCCCCUACUGCACCAGCGACUCCUGGAGCGGCACCAAACCCCCUUCACCUCGAGACAUGUUCAGCUUCAUGGGCUCCUUCGUCAUCAGACAAGUGAUCAGGGACGUGAUACCUCUAGGUCUGGAAAACAGCACCGAUUUGCUACUAACAGGUAGCAGCGCAGGAGGCACGGGAGUCAUGCUGAACUUGGACUACGUGAAGGAGUUGUUGCACGACGAGCUGGAGCUAACCCAGAUAAACGUCAGAGGAGUAACGGAUUCUGGAUGGUUCCUGGAUAGAACACCGUACGCCCCGACGACCAAACCAGCCGUCGAAGCCAUCCGGAAAGGCAUGGAGAUGUGGCGAGGGAAGGUACCCAGGAGGUGCAGAGAAGAGUACUCCAACGAACCGUGGAGGUGCUACUUCGGCUACAGAUUGUACCCCACGUUGAAAUCUGAACUAUUCGUGGUCCAAUGGCUGUUCGACGAGGCCCAAAUGGACGUCGACAACGUAGGCGCCCCGGUGACCAAGCAACAAUGGGACUACAUCCACAAAAUGGGGGAUUCCCUGCGGCACAGCUUCGAGAACGUCUCGGCGGUGUUCGCCCCCUCUUGCAUCUCCCAUUCCAUGCUCACCAAGCGAGAUUGGCAGACGGUGAAGAUCGACGAUGUAUCGGUAGGCGAAGCCAUUCACUGCUGGGAGCUGAAGACCGCCAGAAGGCGGUCCAAGAGGCUCAAAAACGGAGCGAAGCGGAAGAGGAACUACUCAUUCAACGGCGACGGUGUGGCCAAGGCGAAGAGGAAGAGGAGGAACAGGAAGAUACAGAAGAAUAAAAUUCGACCGAGGAAACACAAAGUGUCGAGAAGUGUUCACCAGAAGCCCAGAAGGUCGAGGAAGAGGCGGUGCGUUCACAGGAGGCUGGAGAGGUGCUCCUGGCCGCAGUGCAACCACUCCUGCCCCAGGUUGCACAACCCCUUUACGGGUGAGGAAAUGGACUUUAUCGAGCUGUUGAAGUCCUUCGGAUUGGACAUGAACAGCGUGGCCGAUGCUUUGGGUAUUGAUUUGCAGACGUUGAACAACAUGGAUCACGCCGAUUUGUUGAAUUUGCUGACGCAGCAAACGAGUUAA
Molecule: messenger RNA, 1521 nt
Organism: Phyllotreta striolata
Lineage: Eukaryota; Metazoa; Arthropoda; Insecta; Coleoptera; Chrysomelidae
Source: the annotation of a GenBank genome assembly